UAUGUAUUGCCUCCUCUUCCUCUGCUUUUGGUGUACUUUGUUCCGAUCCGCCAAUUUCUUGUGCUGUGUCUUUCUGCUUUCACAUACAAAUCAUUCAAAGAAAGAAUCGUCGGCCUUUUGUUUCUACGACUGCCUCUCUUCAUUCCUCUGCUAAGUGUUCAGUUUAACCUGCUUUCUUUCAUUUUCAGUUUAUUACUGUUUGUAGUUCCCAAUCUUUUCAUCAAGCUUGUUUUGAUAUUUCCCCAAAAAAGAAAAAAUCGCUACUCUUCUCCAUCCAGUUUCGUGCUUUUUGUCAAUCGCAUGCAUGUGAAAAUCUUUAGCAAUAAAACCAAAAAAAUAUCUUUUCGAGGCUUUUGUUUUCUGCUGCGUGUCCAGUUUAUAUAUUUAAACAAUUUCAAAAAAGAAAAAAAAGUUGGUGUUUUCAUUUACGAGUCUCUUUUGUUGUCACUCUUCUUUUGCUUGAAUUUGAGUUGUUAAAUUCUUGUCAAUCUUCCAAAACAGAAAGAUUUUUUGUACUGACUGUCUGUAUUUCACCUCAGAACUGGAAAAAAAAAAAAAAAAAAGUUGGUUCCGAGAUUUCUUUCCUUUCUGUUAUUCUUUUGCGUAUAUGAAAUUCGUGGUUUUCUUGUGAUGUUUCAUAAAUAAAAAUAUACAAAAAAAAAAAUUGUGCUCUUAAAGUUUUGGUACUGUAUUCGUUAAGACAAGUGGUGUUGUUGAUCGUGAAGUGAAAGAGGUAAAGGAGAACUUUACUUGCUUAUCAAAUCUCCAGCUAAACAUCCGCAACCACACAUCACCUCUCACUCACAUUGGAGGUGCGUUGCGACAUUCAUUCUACAUGCCGUGGUGCAAUCCUCUCUAUGCAAUGAGCUAUAGUACAAGCAUCAUGCACGUCGGUGCAUUGCACGGGUUUGACAACAUUAUUGUUAUUAUUUGACAGCAAUAAAGGAAGUAAGAAUGGACAUUCUCAUAUCUGUUGCGACAAAAUUAGCAGAGCUUAUUAUGGAACCCAUUGGAAGGCAGGUGGGAUAUUUAUUAUGCUAUAGAAACUACUUUAAGGAGCUAAGUGAUAAAGUAGAGGAGUUGCAGACAACAAAAGAACGUAUUGACCAUGAAGUUUCACAAGAAAUAAGAAAUGGAAGAGAGAUUGAAGGUGAUGUGCUAGCAUGGCAAGAAAGUGUUAUUAAGACUUUAAAUGAAGUAAAGAAGCUUUGUGGAGAUGCACGUAAUACAAAUGUUGGGUGUUCUAAAUGGUCAUUUCCUAAUUUGAAGUCCCGAUAUCAACUUAGUAGAAAAGUAAAGAAAAUGGUGAACACCAUUAUCAAAAUGAAGGAAAAGGGGAUUUUUGCUCGAGUUGGCUAUGUUCGACAUUUAAAUAUAACGAAAAACUUUCCUACUACAAAAGGGAUUAGUGAGCUUGAGUCAAGAAACUUAGUAAAAAAAGAGGUUGUCUCAUCUCUAAAGGACCCCAAGGUCAACAAAAUUGGGGUUUUUGGAAUAAGUGGAGUUGGGAAGACCACUUUAGUUCAAGAGGUUGCCAAACAAGUUAAGGAUGAAAAGCUAUUCAAUGAAGUAGUUUUUGUAACAAUAUCCCAAACUAAUCUUGAACGAAUUCAAGAUGAUAUUGCAGAGCAAUUAGACCUUCAUUUGAAAGAGAUGACCUCAUCAAUAAUAAGAGCCAACUGCUUGUGUGAGAGGAUUGAAAGGGAGAAAAAUAUCCUUAUCAUACUAGAUGAUAUAUGGGAGGAAAUUAAUUUAGAAAAGUUGGGAAUACCUUUUUUAGAUAUAUGGGGAAAAAUUAGUUCAGACAAGUUAGGGUCUCAUUCAAAAGAUGAUUACAAGGGUUGCAAAUUAUUGUUGACUUCGAGAAGUCAAGAUAUUUUACUGAAGAAUGAAACUCAAAAGAACUUUUCCCUUCAAAUUUUAAAUGAUGUAGAAUCUUGGAGAAUUUUUGAAGCUAUGGUUGGUGAUAUUGUUCAUGAUGCUAGUUUCCAAACUAUAGCAACCCAAGUGGCUCAAAAGUGUCUAGGCUUGCCUAUUUUGAUAGUCACAAUUGCAAAGUCAUUGAAAGAUAAGAAGAAUAUUCAUUAUUGGAAAGAUACCUUAAACAAUUUAAAAAGUAUUGAUAACAAGGACGUGCGUGACAUUCUUUUGUCAUCUUUGGAGUUCAAUCUCAAUCGAUUAGAAGUUGAUAUGAAGGAAGUAUUCUUGCUUUGUGGUGUACGUGGAACAUCCAUGAUGGUUAAUGACUUGUUGAAAUAUGCUAUUGGUUUAGGUAUAUUCAAUGGUAUAAAUACCAUCGAAGGUGCAAGAAAUAGACUUUAUAGAAUAAUUGACGACCUAAAGGCCUCUUGUUUAUUGGUUGAUGAUGAUUCAAGAGUAGAAUUUGUCAAAAUGCACGACAUUGUUCGUGAAGUAGCCAUCUUAAUUGCUUCAAAAGAAGUUUUCACGAGAAUUAAUACUAAGUGGCAAAGUUGGCUUGGAAAUGAUGUUCCUAAAACAUGUACCCAUAUUAUCUUGGACUGUUGUUGCAUCCAAAAGCUUCCUGAAAGGUUAGAUUGUCCCUAUUUGACAUUUCUUCACAUAGACAGCUCUGAUAAUCGUACUUUAAAAAUUCCAGGUUCCUUUUUUGAGGGGAUGGGAAACCUUGAAGCAUUAGAUUUGACAGGCCUGAUCAUAUUUUCACUACCCAUUUCUCUUAGCACCUUGAUCAAACUAAAAACAUUGUGUUUGGAUCAAUGCUCCUUGAAAGAUAUGUCAGGAAUAGGUUCCUUGAUAAAUUUAGAAAUUCUUAGCUUUAUCUAUUCAUCUAUAGAAGAGUUCCCAUGUGAAAUAGGGCAGUUGACUAAUCUUAGAAUGUUAGAUUUGGGCAACUCUGGAAUUAAGACCUUUCUGCCCAACAUUUUAUGCAAGCUGACCAAAUUAGAGGAACUAUAUAUAGGCAACACCAUAAUUAAUUGGGAGGUGGAAACUUCAACUGAGCAAAAGAGAAAUGCUAGUCUUAUAGAGCUUUGUCAUUUGAAAAAGUUGACCACUCUAGAAAUUCAAAUCCAUGAGCCUUGGCUUUUGCUGAAAGAGAUACCAUUUGACAACUUAGUAAGAUACAAGGUCAUUAUCGGAGAUAAAUGGGAAUGGUCAUCAAGUGAAGAGACCUCAAGGGUUCUAAAGGUAAAGCUAGAUACCAACAUUCGUAAGGAACGGGGAAUUAAUACAUUAAUUGAAGGGGCUGAAGAUCUAUACUUGGAUAAAAUAAAUGGCAUUCCAAAUGUGUUUUUUGAAUUGAAUGGCAAAGGAUUUCCACUGUUAAAGCAUUUGCACAUCCAAAAUAAUGGUGAAAUUAAGUAUGUUAUCAACUCAAUAGUGAAGAGGGAUCAAACUCAUGUUUCGUUCCCAAAAUUAGAGACAUUGAUACUUCACAACCUCAAUAACUUGGUAAAGAUAUGUGAUGGUCCAAUUAGGGAUAAUUCUUUUGGCAGACUCAUGGUUGUCAAAGUUAAAAGUUGUAACCAAUUGGUAUAUCUCUUCUCUAUUUCAAUGAUUAAAGCUUUUUCUCAACUUGUUGAGAUUGAAGUUUCAGAAUGCAGUUCUAUGAAGAAGAUUGUGUUUGUAGAAAGUGCAGAUAGUGGCAAAAGUAUUGAUGAGAAGAUUGAGUUUCUUUCAUUGCGCUCGCUAACUUUAUACCAUUUGCCAACCACUGGCAAUUUUUGCUCGCAUGAGUUGACAUCUCUUCAAAGUACUAAGCAAAACUCAUGGAGGGCUAAUAUUCCAACACCAUUUUUUAGUAACAAGGUUAAAUUUUCUAAUUUGGAGACUUUGAAGUUGAGUUCGGUCAAUUUGAAAAAAAUUUGGGAAGAUCAUCAGUCUUCUGCACCCUAUUUGGUCCAAAAUUUAGCUAACUUGACUGUAGAAAAUUGUGGUGGCUUAACAUAUUUAUUCUCUUCUUCUAUGAUUGGAAGACUUUUGAAUCUCAAGCAACUUAAAAUUAGUAAAUGUGAUAUGAUGGGGGAGAUAAUUGCUACAGAUGGGAGAAAUGGCUCUGCAAUAGGAGAGGCACUUUUUCCCAAAUUGGAAGCAAUAAUAAUAAAAGACAUGAAGAACUUGACGACGAUGUGGCAUCGAAUCCUGGCUUCCAAUUCCUUGGCUAGCUUUAAGACGUUAGAAGUCAAAAAUUGUGAAAAAAUUGAGAAAAUACUUCCGGAAUAUAUGAGUAAAGCAUUUGCAACUCUGGAGACAUUAAAGGUUGAAGAUUGUAAGUUGGUGCAAGAGAUAUUUCAGUUGGGUGUCAAUGCAAAUGAUAUAAUGACACAGCUCAAGUAUAUCACACUACGACGAUUACCACAGCUCAAACAAAUUUGGAGUAAAGAUCCUCAAUCAUGUCUUCGCUUUGAGAAUCUGCAAGUUGUGUGUGUUAAAGAGUGUGAAGUUUUAGAAUACCUUUUUCCUUUCUCCAUAGCCUUGGACCUACCUCAACUGGAGCAAAUUAUAAUAAAUGAAGCACAAAAUAUGAAGCAUAUUGUCUCAAAAAAAGAAGGAACCUUGGAUAGUCCUGCUAGAUUUGAGUUUAAUCAACUUAAAUCAUUGGUGCUUUGGGAUUUAGAAGAUUUGGAAGGAUUUUGUCUAGAAAACCACACUUUUGCUUGUUGGUCAUUGAAAGAGUUAAAUGUCUACAAUUGUGUGAAAUUAAAGCUAUUCAAGACACAGUGUCAGGAAGGAGUUUGUGAUAAUAAUCUCCAAGUCCCAAUGCAACAACCUCUUUUCACAUUGGAAGAGUUAAUAUGCAACUUAGAGGAGUUAAAUCUAAACAAUGAGGAUGAUAGGAUGGCUCUUCAAUGGCAAAUCUCAAGGGAUCACUCCUGCAAACUCAAACUUCUUUGGUUGUGCAAUAUAGAAGAUGCCCAAGCUAAUUUUCUAUAUUGGAUUCUUCAAAAUAUUACUUGCCUUGAGUGGCUAGUCAUUGAGGCCAAUUCUUCCAAGGUGAUAUUCCAAGAUGAAAUGCCCAAAGAUGAGAAAGGACAAAGUGAUAUCAAAGCACAACUCAAAAGGUUGUCACUCUCUAACAUGGUUGAACUCCAGCAUAUUUGUAAGGAAGGGUUCCAAUCAAAUCUAAUUCUUGAGGCUCUUGAACACUUAGAUGUAUAUAAUUGUUCCAAUCUAAAGCUCUUAGUGCCUUCAUUUGUUACUUUCAAUCGCUUGACAUAUUUAGAUGUGGAAAAUUGCAAUGGGUUGAUUGCUGUAAUUACAACAUCAACAGCAAGAAGUCUAGCCAUGUUAACAACAUUGAAAAUAAGAGCAUGUAAGUCAAUUGAACAAAUUGUGGCUCAAGAGGGAGGAGAGGGCACAAAUAAUGAAAUUGCAUUUGAUAGCCUAGAAGUUUUGGAACUUGAAUCUUUGCCAAAACUCAAAACGUUUUGCUCUAGUAGUUGCUCCUUGAAAGUUCCAUUGUUAGAGAAACUUGUGAUAAGGCAAUGCGCGAGAAUGAAGAGAUUCUCUACGAGCGAUACAAGUGCACCAUUACUUCAAAGGAUACUGACAGAUGACCAAGAUGAAAAAUGGUUUUGUGAAGGUGACCUAAAUGGUACAGUGAAAAAGAUCUUCCAACAUAUGGUGGCAUUUCGUAGCCUAGAGCGUUUGGAGCUAUUUCAAUAUCCUGAGUUCACAGAAAUGUCAAAACCAACAUCAACAUGUUCCAUUGAACAGGCGGCAUUUAGUAGCUUCAAUCAUUUGGAAUUAUUUGAAUAUCUAGAGCUGAAACAACUAUGGUAUGACCAGGUUGUGCAUAAAAUAUUCUGUAAUGUGAAGCAUUUGGUGGUGCAUAAAUGUUCAUUUUUAUCCAACAUCAUUUUUUCAUCAAAUUUACUGCAAUUGCUAUAUAUAUUGGAGGAACUGGAAGUAACAGAGUGUGAUUCAUUAGAAGCAGUAUUUGAUAUAAAAGAUGACAGAGUAGUGAUGGAAUCAAAGGAAACUAGUCGGUUGAAAAAAAUAACACUCUCGGGGCUUCCAAAUUUGAAACACGUGUGGAAUAAAGAAGUGGCAAAAAUAAUCAGCUUUGGAAAUUUACAGGUUUUGAAAGUUGACAAAUGCCAACAACUAAAAAGUUUGUUUUCCAUCUCACUAUGCCAAGGCUUGAGGCAACUUGAAGAGCUGAACAUUGAAUCUUGUGAUGGUGUCAAGGAAAUUGUUGCAAAUGAAGGAUUAGAGGAACUUACGCUUGAUUUUCCUCGGUUAAACUGUUGAGGCUA
Molecule: messenger RNA, 6236 nt
Organism: Prosopis cineraria
Lineage: Eukaryota; Viridiplantae; Streptophyta; Magnoliopsida; Fabales; Fabaceae
Product: probable disease resistance protein At4g27220
Exons: 9
Coding region: 955-6231 (1758 amino acids)
Molecular function (GO): ADP binding; ATP hydrolysis activity
Source: RefSeq, a predicted model, not a curated record